This is a messenger RNA of Serpula lacrymans var. lacrymans S7.9, 5613 nucleotides long. RefSeq lists its product as uncharacterized. Gene Ontology annotation, molecular function: protein binding. Bases 1 to 5613 code for a protein of 1870 amino acids. The transcript is spliced from 13 exons. The record is from RefSeq and is a predicted model, not a curated record. NCBI's taxonomy places the organism in Eukaryota, Fungi, Basidiomycota, Agaricomycetes, Boletales, Serpulaceae.
AUGCUCCCUUUAGAGCAUCUCGACCGUGCCAACGUGCUUGAAAACUCGGCCCUAGCCCUUACGGCUCGGUAUGAGCGGCGACGGGACACUGCAGAUUUAGAUCUCGCGGUUACCUACCACAUAAAAGCUCUGGAUUUACGCCCACAAGGACACCCUGAUCGCUCAUCGUCAAUUCUAAAUCUUUCUGACGUGCUACUCACGCGCUAUGAGGGAGAAGGGCGAUCUGAGGACCUUGAUCUGGCUAUUCGUCACAGCAGCGAAGCAGUACAACUCUAUGCUGUAGGGCAUCCGUGGCGUCCCUCGGCACUCACGACACUUGGAAACGCAUAUCGAUCUCGCUUUGAGAAGCAGGGGGACUACACAGACUUAGAGUUAUGUAUUGACACUUAUGGUAGCGUGUUAGGUCUCCACCCUCCAGGCCAUUUGGAUCGUCCGAUGUCACUCAUGAAUCUUGCCACUGCUCUCAAGACUCGAUUCGAUGGACUCGGCGACCGAGCAGACUUGGAACUAUCCAUCACACAUUAUAAAGAAGCGCUAGCAGUCUGUUCACCCAAACAUUCAAGUCGCUCUUCUUUGCACAUGAAUCUUGCCAAUGCUCUGUUAGUCCAUUUUGACCAGGCAGGGGAAAUUGCCCACCUAGGACUCGCCAUUAAGCACUACGAGGAAGCUCGAAAUUUACUUCCUCGUGAAUCCCUUGACUAUCCGUUAUUACUCUCCAACCACGCUUCCGCGCUUCUUACACGCUUUAGUCGCGCAGGAAGUCAGACAGACCUAAACCUGGCGGUUGAGUACUGCGGGAUUGCUGUCACUAUGUGCCCUCCCGAAAAUCGCCACUAUCGCUCGCUACUCAUGGUGUUUGGUAAUGCGUUGCGAGCUCGUUUUAUGCAGUAUGGAAAUUUUGAGGACCUCCAACUGGCUAUCGAAAAUUAUGAAGGUGCAUUGAAGAUGCCUCCUGCGGCCCAGCUGGAUCAUGAUACACUGCAUCUUAACUUGGCCAAUGUUUACUUCACUCGAUUUGAACAUAAAGGAGACGCAAAUGAUUUAUCUGGAGCCAUUAAAUACUGUGGUCAGGUUCUGGCCUCACGCUCCCCCAACCACCCAGGCCGCUCCUUGCUGCUUCAGACUUUUGCAACAGCUCUCCGAACUCGGUUUGAUCAACAAGGUGACUUGGAAGAUCUACAACUUGCCCUCACUUAUCAUAACGAGGCUUUGCGCCUGCGACCUCCAGGGCAUGCUGCGCGGUCGACUUCAUUGACUGAAUUGGCAAAUUCGCUCUUAGUUCGUUACUCUCAGCAAGGGAAUUUUGCAGAUCUGGAGCUCGCCAUUGAACAUUAUGGCAGUGCGCUGCAGUUGCUUUCUCCGGAUAGCCCUAACCGCUCGUGGCUCCUGAUGAGCUUUGCAAAUGCUCUAUUUUCCCGCUUUCAGAGUGAGGGGGACUCAACAGACCUGGAGCUAGCAAUUGAGCAAUAUCGUGCGGCACUGGAAUCCCAUCCUCCCAACCACCCUAAGCUUUGUGUGUCACACACAAAUAUUGCCAAUGCCUAUCUAACUCGCUUCGAACAACACAAAAUGUCUCAGGAUAUCGAGCUUGCUGUGCAACACUAUGAGAGCGCUUUGGCGUUGCGCCCUGUUGGUCAUCCGAAGCACUUUUUAUCGCUAGUGAGUUUAGCGAAUGCUCUUGUUGUGCGCUAUUUGCAACAGGAGGAUCCAGUAGACCUCAAUCGUUCCACCGAACAUUGUCAGACUGCACUUGAUAUCUGCCCUCAAACCCAUCCUGAUCGACCGUCAAUAUUUUAUACUCAAGCCAAUAUUCUCCGCCUUCGUUUCCAGAAGCAGGGAGAUAUCACCGAUCUCAAAAAUGCCAUCGAUUACCUCCAUAUUGCAAUGGAGGCUCUACCCGAAGGUCACCCAGAUCUCUAUAUAAUCUAUAACUAUCUCGCAUUAACUCACAUUGCAAGAUAUACAUUAUCCCACGACGUUGACGAACAGCAACAGGCUUUUUGGUACCACGAACGAUCUGCUAAUCAUGCUACGAGUGGUACGUGGCGACGGUUCCAGGCUUCUUUGUCUUGGAUAUCAGAAGCCAAGAAGCAGCAACACUCAUCACUCCUAUUGGCCCAUAAAACCUCUGUUACUCUCCUCGAUCGCUACUUACUGUCUACGCCGUCCAUGCAAUCACGUCAUCAGGCUCUGCGAUCCGCACCGUCAUCGUUAGCGUCAGAGGCUGCAGCACAAGCAAUAAAAGAAAAUCGCUUGGAUACUGCUGUAGAGCUCUUAGAGCAAGGUAGAGGUUUACUGUGGGCACAGCUUGCACGACUGAGGACUCCACUUGAUCGUCUUCGCCUUUUGGGCGAAGAUGGGUGCAAGCUUGCUGAAGGCUUCGAACGUCUGAGCAAACUACUGGAGAGUGGAAACUCCUUUUCUUCCAGGGUUACGGACGAGUCAUACCUGCCGUUCGAAGAAAAGGCAAAAUUCUAUCGACAUACGUCUGAACAAUGGAAUACAACAGUAAACAACAUUCGUAAAUUCGAAAAUUUCCAGCAUUUCAUUGAACCUACACCAUUCAAUGAACUCAGGAGCGUAGCUGAUUGCGGGCCUGUUAUAAUUGUAAACAUCAGUCAACCUUGUUGUGCUGCUAUCAUCGUUAUGAGUGACGGUCAGGCGCAGCCAAAUGAAGGUAGUCCCGAGCUCGAGUUGAAGUCCAUAGACAAGGAACUUGCGUUAGCUAGGAGCCUUAUUCCAGCAUCGAUGUCUUACUCCGAGCUGACUGGUAGUGCAAGCACGUCGGAUGCUGUGUUACGUGAAAUGCACGAACACGGCUGGGUACAUCUAGCCUGUCACGGAAAGCAAGAUAUCUCACAACCUUUCGACUCAUCUUUUGCCCUACGCGAUAAACCGCUUCGCUUACUGGACAUUAUACAUGCGGACCUUGCUCAUCCAGAAUUUGCGUUUCUGUCGGCAUGCCAUACCGCUGUUGGUGACAAGAAUACGCCUGACGAAGUCAUCCACCUAGCGGCAGGUAUACAAUUUUCUGGGUUUCGGAGUGUCAUCGGCACUAUGUUUGCCGUCGACGACAAGACUACUCAUUAUAUGGUUUCGGAAUUCUAUAACGUCCUUUUUGGCGAAGGUAUUGAUGGCACAAACGCCGCAAAGGCACUGAAUAAGGCGGCGAAGGUGGUAAACAAGGACGAGACCUGUAUCAUGACUUCUCGCCAAAGUGAACAAGUUAUGACCAUGGACCAAGGGACGAGGCCCAUCGAUAGAAAACCGUUAGCGUCCUGUAAUGGUUUUAAUCUAGUAUUCAAGGGUUUGGGACUCGUAUAUCGACCACUGGUCAACGUUGACAUACCGGAGUGUAUUAUGGAUCAGACUAGAAUAAUGGCCCCUCUAUUCAAGUCCGCCCUCAAAGUCUUUAGAAGCAAACCGCCUACCUCCGUCGACAAGCUCGUCAUUAAUGGUUCCAUCAACUCCAUGUUCGUUAGGUUUGAGCCUCAGGGACUCGAGGCCUUGUUCAUCGACACUAUGGCCGACGCCUUCAAAGACAUGGCAGCUAAAGAAGGAGUGAACAUACAAAUGUCCCUGGUGCAAGGUGACAAGGAGACACGCGGCAUGUUCGUUCACUCCAAGAGACCCCCAGGAGAUCUGGAUGCUGUGGCCCAACCUGAGGUCUCUGACCUCUGUAGCAACGUCCAACAGCUGCGCCGUAGUUGUCUCUUCCAGUCUUCUCUUUCGAAAUACUCCAUCUCGUCUCUUGAUACCUGGCACGGAAAAGAUACGAUGCCUAUGCAAGAGGAGAGUGGGACGGACUUCGUAAUAGAUCCUCCUGCCAAGUGUAUGGUCCCUGUUGCGAAACCCAUUGUUCUUUCUUCUAAAGAUUACCAUGGCGUUGAGCAAAAUUUAGUUGUCGUGAACUCUUCACAGAAGCCUAAAGCUACUGUCGAAGGGGUCUCUGUUAUAAAACAUCAUGCUCUUCAAGUUCUUUUUGAAGGCAAACGCGGUGUUGAGCAAAGCUGUGGUCAAUUUGUCGUUAGCCCUUCUCAGAAUUCUAGGUCAAACGUCGAAGAGUCCCAUGCAAAGUCCACUAUGCUUCCUUCCGUUGAUCACUGUGGCGUCGAACAAAGCCCAACUAUCGUUAAUUCUCUGAAGAACCCGAAGAUUACAGUCGAAGAAAGGGCACGUGAGAUCAAGAAAACACUUUCCUGCUCACCCCCAAAAGAAGGAGAUAUAGUCUCGGACGAUACGUGCGCGAAUCUCGCGGCUGCGUGCUUGGACUGGCAAGAGGGUGAUGGUGAUAUCGAAAAACUGGCUUUGGCUGAAAUCAUGAAGGCUUCCCCGAAGCGAGUCGAUUCACCUACGAGCGUUCCCGUUACCCCUUCCAGCCAACAUUCUUAUGAGUUCAAUCCUGCUUACUCUUUCUCUUCUGACGGCUAUUCGACACCGUCCAGUACGUUCUCCACUCCUUCCAAUCUGUCUCUCUGCACUCCUGCUACUACUCCCUCCAACUCUCUUUAUGGCCGCUCUCGUAACAAGGACGACGCUGCAUCCGUUGAACGAAUUCAAAGGCGCAAGGGUGUAUAUCUAACCGGACGAUCUAUCAGAGGUCGGCCUGUUGGCAUCAUUAACGGUUGCUUCCAGAAUCGUGGUAUACCUAUCAAUGCAGUUGAUGAUACAGAUAUCAUGAUUGGUGAUGACGUAUUUGAGAUCCAGGAUGAAGUUGACGAAAUAAGGGUUUCUAGAAGAGGAAUUCAAGAAGUAGCUUACAAGCGAUCCUCCUACUGUUCAGCUAUAAAUUCUCUCAUGACAGAAGCUGUUUCUAUCGCCUCCGAUGAUAGUGUCCCCAGGAGAAAUUGCAUCGUCGAUUCCAUUUACAUUUAUGGAAAAGAAUGUAUUUUCACCAGUAGUUCUCCAUCGAAUCCCUCUCUCCGCACCAGUUCGCUCAGCAUGACCUCCAUUUCGUUUGAGCUUGAACCUGUCGCCUCAAGUACUGCCCUUAGUUGUGGCGACCUUUCUAGUCUAGUCAUGUUUGGCGAAUCUGAAGAUGUCAGAUAUUUCACCGACGAGUUCUUUGAUAUCAGUCUGGCUGAUGGUGCAGCUUUCCAGGACCACCAUCUAUCGUACGUCGGCAAAGAUCAUACGCCUGCGUCUGGCAAGAACCUCGAGCAUUUCCGCAUCAGCCAUCAUUCCACCGAGGCAGAUACACUUUGUAUCACCUCGAAGAAGGGUCGGCAUAUGUCUCGUCUUGCAACGAAGGCACCCUCUCCUUCGCGGUCCAUCUUCUUCCGAAAAUUAUUUCCAAAGACUUCCGCCAAGUUCUCAUCUGCCGAAUCUUUCGCUUUACGCCACUGCAAUCCUAAUCACGUGAACCUCGGUGCGGUGCGCCUUGCCGAGUCCUUGUCUCUGGAUUUUGCCUGCGCUGGCCUCGAAACUUCGUGGUCUGUUUCAGGAAGCGAAUUUUUUUGUCCUAUCUUUGCACGAGCUCCGCCCUCCGCUUUCGAAGCUCCCCAGAAAUUUGACGCAGAGGCUGAAAAGCUUCGCGUCGCUAUAAACUCAAGCCCUUAUAUCCUAUGGCAACGAUUCGCUAAAUCGGUCAAAACGUCGUGGUCCUGUACUUGA